CAAGGUCUAUCCGCCCUACAGAAAUGUACUGCUGCAAUUAGGCGUCUGGCAUAUGGUCUUGCAAACGAUGCGAUGGACGAAUACCUCCGCAUGGGCGGAACCACUGUGAGUCAAGCACUAGAGAAUUUUGUAGAUGGCAUAAUAAAUUUAUUCCAAGAUGAAUAUUUGAGGCGGCCUACACGUGAGGAUCUAGAACGAUUACUUCCUUCUGGAAAAGAACGCGGAUUUCCGGGAAUGGUAGGAAGCAUUGACUGUAUGCAUUGGGAGUGGAAGAAUUGUCCUACGGCUUGGAAAGGGCAGUAUUCACGCGGACAUGGAAAACCCACUAUCGUUCUAGAGGCCGUGGCAUCACAAGAUUUAUGGAUUUGGCAUGCUUUUUUUGGGGCUCCAGGUACGUGUAAUGAUAUAAAUGUUCUUGACCGCUCACCGGUGUUUGAUGAUAUAUUAGAAAGUCGAGCUCCACGACUCAGGUACGAAGUCAAUGGACAUCAAUACAACAUGGGUUAUUACCUCACAGAUGGUAUAUAUCCGAAGUGGGCAACAUUCAUCCAAUCAAUUACCCGCCCACAAGGACAGAAAGCAUCAUUAUUUGCUAGUUGUCAAGAAGCAGUGAGAAAAGAUGUCGAGCGUGCUUUUGAAGUCUUGCAGGCUCGGUUUGCUAUUAUUCGAAACCCAGGUCUGUUUUGGGAUAAAGAGCGAAUGGGCAAGAUAAUGAGAGCAUGUAUCAUAUUGCACAAUAUGAUUGUAGAAGAUGAACGAGACGAAGAUACCCAGUUCGAUUUAUCUGAUUUCGUAGAAGGCGAAGGAAGCGGGACUUCUCAAGUAGACAACUCUUUUUCUACAGAGACAGCUACAAAUGUGAACAAUUUGAUGGUCAAUCGAGCUCAAAUACGUCAUGAACAAACACAUCGACAAUUGAAAGAAGAUUUGAUUGAACAUAUUUGGCAAAAAUGGGGCGAAGGUAAUUGACUACAAGCGACUAAAUUAUUUUUAUCAUCAUGUUUUUUCAGUUUUUUUGAAUUUUAUGUUUUAUUUUGCUUAAGUAUA
Arabidopsis lyrata subsp. lyrata is the source of this 1047-nucleotide messenger RNA. RefSeq lists its product as uncharacterized. The record is from RefSeq and is a predicted model, not a curated record. NCBI's taxonomy places the organism in Eukaryota, Viridiplantae, Streptophyta, Magnoliopsida, Brassicales, Brassicaceae. The coding region runs from base 73 to 969 and encodes 298 amino acids. The transcript has a single exon.